CUACAAAUAUUGUCAGCCUACACACAAACAAUAUCUCUUCAUCCCACCAAAUCCUUUCACUUUUCUAUGCAAGUUCCAUCUCUUUAAAAUCAAACCCAAAUUUCCACCAAGAAAGGCACUCAGAUUGAGUGAAUAGUAAAUACCCAUGAAGGAAACAGGGAAAUCUGUGGAAUCAGAUCAAGAUUACACCAACUUCUGCCCAGAUUACAACUUGUAUUAUUCAUCAUCAUCAGGUGUUCCAUGUAAGAAACACCCAUCUUCAUCCCCAGUUGGAAUAUGUGCAUACUGUCUCAAAGACAGGCUCAUGAAGCUUGUGUGCUCUGAUUGUGGAGAACAGAGGCUUUCUUCAUGUUCUUGCUCUGAUGUGUCUUCCUACAGAAACUCAUCUUGCACUGUGGAUGUUGGAAGUGUUGGCAGGAUCUCGUUUUUGAUCGAAAAUGAGAAGGGGGGUAGUGGGGAUGAACAGCAGAAAACGCUUUUUUCACACAUAAAGCAGAUCAAGAAAAGGGAAACAGAGGAUGUGAUUCUGCUGAAAAGGAGCAAUAGUUGUGUUGUUGAGGUGAAGAAGAGCAAUGGGUUCUGGAGAAUUGGGAAGCUUUUCAAGAAGAAGAGAGAGAAAGAGGGCUGUAGAGAGAGAAACAGAGAUGGGUUUGAUGAUAAAAGUGAGAUAUGGGUGUCGGAUUGUGUGAUGGAUGUGUCAAGAUCCAGGUCUCUUUGUAGCUUUAGGGGCGGUGCCAAUUUUGAUCAUGAAGGUGGUAGUGUUAGUGACAUGGCUUAUUCAAGUGCAAAAAUCUCUGAUUUUAAUGAAUCUGAGCCAAGAAAGAGUGGAUUCAGAGGUGGUUUGAUGGAUUUUGAAAGUGGGUUUGCUGCAAAAGAGAGUGAAUUCAGCAGAAUCCAUGAUGAUUCAAGAUUUAUUGAUUUAAAGCUUGAUUUAUCAGAUGAAUCAAAACCAGAACACCCUGUUUUCAAGAACCCACCAGAUGGUGGUGGUGGUGGUGGUGGUGGUGGAUCAUCAUCAUGUAGAAUUACAGUGAAUGAUAGGGGGAUUAAGAAGGGAAGCAAAGGGCAUAGCAAGGUGUGGAAGUGGAUUUUUAAGCAACAUUCUGGGAAGAAAGAUAUGAAUCACAUAUUGGAAUCUUGAAGAUUGCAAAAGUCAAAGUAAAAGUCAACAGCUGGUUUAGUGUUUUUUUUUAGAGAUUUAAUAGAUGAAGAAUGUUAAUUGGUUGUGUUAGUGUGUCAUGUUGAUGUAAUUCCUUAUGCUUCAACUCAAUUUCUAGUGAAAAUCGUAUCAUAAUUUCAAC
Molecule: messenger RNA, 1301 nt
Organism: Cynara cardunculus var. scolymus (artichoke)
Lineage: Eukaryota; Viridiplantae; Streptophyta; Magnoliopsida; Asterales; Asteraceae
Exons: 1
Coding region: 146-1141 (331 amino acids)
Source: RefSeq, a predicted model, not a curated record